Molecule: messenger RNA, 1070 nt
Organism: Cicer arietinum (chickpea)
Lineage: Eukaryota; Viridiplantae; Streptophyta; Magnoliopsida; Fabales; Fabaceae
Product: auxin-induced in root cultures protein 12
Source: RefSeq, a predicted model, not a curated record
AAAAAGAACCAAAAAAAAUAAUUUAGCUCUACACACCACAUGCUCCAUUCUAUAUAUCUCAACUACUCAAACCCAUUCUCUCUCAUUUUCAUCCACACACACACUCAUCAACAAUGGCUUCAUCUUCUUCUCUACUUUUCAUCAUUUCAAUUUCCAUCUUCUUCUCUCUCAUCUCACCCUCUCAUUCAGCUCUCUCCUGCGCUUCUCAGAAACUUCCAUCAAACCGUAAAUACACCAACUGCACAGAUCUCCCAGCUCUAAGCGCCACUCUCCAUUUCACCUACAACACCACCACCCACUCAGUCUCCGUCGCCUUCACCGCCGCACCGCCCACUCCCGACGGUUGGGUUUCAUGGGGAAUUAACCCCUCCGGCGGCCGCAUGGUGGGGACACAAGCACUCAUCGCUUAUAAACUUAACGGUAACGUUGGUGUCCACACUUAUAAUCUCACAUCGUACGGGGCAAUUGACGCCGUUAAGAGUCUCUCCGUUGAGACAUCGGAACUCGCUGCUGAAGAAUCUAACGGCGUUAUAACGAUAUUUGCCGUUGUUAAAUUACCGGAAAAGGCGGACAAUAUUAGUCAGGUAUGGCAGGUGGGACCCGUGGUGUCGGGGAAACCAGCUAAGCAUGACUUUAAGCCGGAUAAUCUGAAUGCCUACGUGGCGUUGUCUGUGGUGGGGUCCACUGAAGUUGGAGGUGGGAAUAGCACUACUCCUGGGAGUGGGAAUAGCACUGCUUCUCCGCCUGUUGGGCAAAAGAGUGGUGGGGUUAGUUUGUUGAUGGGGGGGAGAUUUUAUUUUGGGUUUGUUUUGCUUUUGUUGAGUUUUAUUACCAUGUGAUGAUAACUAGUGUUAUGUGAUCAUUCUUUUUCACUCUCCAACAAUAACUUUUUCUUUUUUAUCACCACUUUUCUCUUUUCUUCUUUUGCUUUGUUUUGGUUUUUAGUACUUCUCUCUCUCUUUGUAUUAUUUUCUUUUGAAUCAUGAUGAUAUUUUCUGAUCCCAAUCUGAUUAGAUGAUUUGUAAUUUUGUACCCAAGUUAGAAAUUCAGCUUUUACAUAUUACUUCUUU